Messenger RNA from Humulus lupulus (European hop), 1894 nucleotides. RefSeq names its product IAA-amino acid hydrolase ILR1-like 4. The coding region runs from base 75 to 1391 and encodes 438 amino acids. NCBI's taxonomy places the organism in Eukaryota, Viridiplantae, Streptophyta, Magnoliopsida, Rosales, Cannabaceae. The record is from RefSeq and is a predicted model, not a curated record. Gene Ontology annotation, molecular function: IAA-Ala conjugate hydrolase activity. Gene Ontology annotation, cellular component: endoplasmic reticulum. Gene Ontology annotation, biological process: auxin metabolic process. The transcript is spliced from 5 exons.
UCUCGUCACCCAUCAUUCCCAAAUCAAACUAGCUCAAUUACUCUCGACCCGUUUACUAUAGCAAAAAUUAUAUUAUGGCUUUUCCCAAGUGGGUCUUUUUGAUUUACUUUUUCUUUCUCAUGUUUGUAUCAACAGUCGUAUUGUCGUUAGACUCCAAUUCACUCGGCUCAAAGUUCCUCGAUCAUGCCAAGAAAGCAGAGGUGUUUGAUUGGAUGGUCCAAAUCCGGAGGAAACUGCAUGAACAUCCAGAACUGGCCUAUGAGGAAGUGGAGACUAGUAAGCUGAUAAGAAAGGAAUUGGAGAAUUUAGGCAUUCCAUAUACACACCCUGUCGCAGAAACAGGUGUCAUCGGCAAGGUUGGAACUGGUGGACCACCUUUUAUCGCACUUAGAGCUGAUAUGGACGCUCUACCAAUCCAGGAAGAGGUGGAGUGGGAGCAUAAGAGCAAAAUCCCAGGAAAAAUGCAUGCUUGCGGACAUGAUGCCCAUGUUGCUAUGCUUCUUGGUGCCGCCAAGAUGCUCAAAACUCAAGAGAAGGAGUUGCAGGGGACAAUUGUUCUGGUAUUCCAACCGGCUGAGGAAGGAGGCGCUGGGGCCAAAAAGGUUUUAGACAGUGGAGUUCUAGACAAUGUGAAGGCUAUUUUCGGGCUGCAUGUAGCGAAUGGCGUACCCGUUAGCGUUACAGGCUCAAAAGCUGGUAAUUUUAUGGCUGGGAGUGGCACUUUUGAGGCUGUAAUAAAGGGACAAGGGGGCCAUGGCGCCCUUCCCCAUUUCUCCAAAGAUCCAGUUGUUACUGCUGCUAAUGUCAUUAUUAGCUUACAACAACUUAUCUCUCGCGAAGCUGAUCCAGCUGAUUCCCAGGUUGUAACGGUUGCAAAACUUGAAGGCAGCAAUGCAUUCAAUGUGAUUCCAGAGUCCGCUAAACUUGGUGGAACUUUUCGUGGAUUUUCGACCAUCAGACGUCUUAAGGAACGUAUACAAGAGGUUAUCGUAUCGCAGGCUGUCGUGUCGAGGUGCACUGCCACAGUCGAUUUCUUUGAAGAUGAGAGGCCUUUAUACCCUGCCGUCAUAAACGACGACGCUUUAUAUGCUCACUACAAAGGGGUAGCAGCUGAAAUGCUUGGCUCCGAAAGAGUUUUAGAGCCCUCAGCAGUAACAGUGUCAGAGGAUUUUGCAUUCUACCAAGAGAAACUACCAGGAUUCUUUUUCUUCAUUGGAAUUCAGAAUCAGACUGUUGGAAAUGUAGCAGUGCACUCGCCCAACUUCGAAAUCGCCGAAGAUGCAUUUCCUUAUGGCGCAGCCCUUCAUGCUACGUUAGCUACUACUUAUCUCAAUCAUGUCCUUAUUGGUUCUCAAUCUCAGCCCAAUUCUUAUAAUCGUGAUGAGCUCUGAUCUAGCUAAUGGAUAUCGAUUAUCAUUUGCAUCACCACUUGUAUCAGCCAGAAAAUAAUAAAGCCCUUUUGGCUCUAGGAAAAUUACGAUUCAUUUGGUGUAUGGAAAGUCCAGAAUUAUAUACAAUUGCUAUAGUCACUUGUGGUGCCCAGCAACACUGUGGUUUUUGGUUCAGACACUUGAGUGGUGUUUGAUUCAGACACACUUAAGCCUGUUUGCUGAUGUGGCUUUAGACCACACUAAGCCAGUUAUUUCAGUUGGAGUUAAAUGCUAGUCUUGUGGACUAUAUAAGAGAGGCUUUCAUGUUAAUUUUUGUGUGUUAGAAAAGAGAGAUUGGUGAGAAAAGAGGAGUGUUUUGUUUGUCUUUCAUUUGUUCUUUUUUGGGAAAGAUAUUGCUGAGAGCUUCCUUUGUACGUUGGAACAAGUCUCCUUUUGUAAUCUCUUGUACUGAUCGAAGAGCAAUUAAUAAAGAUCAUCAGUCAUUAUAGAGGCUGUUCUACCCU